AUGAUAGAAACUAGAACAACAACAUCAACAAGUGAAAUUAAACAUGAUAAUUCAUUAAAAACUGGAUUUGAAAUUACUAAAGAGGUUGAAGAAUUUAGAAAUUAUGAAAAUAGUGAAGAUAGAGUAUCAGAAGCUUAUAGGAAUAGUCAUACUUAUCAAACAUAUGAUUAUGCAACUGAAAAGAAGAAACAAUAUUCUCAAUUGGAUACAAGUAUAAAAAUGGGAUUAUGGGAAGCUGCUGAACUAUUAAAUACAAUCAUUGAUGAAAGUGACCCAGAUUCAAAUAUUCCUCAAAUUAAUCAUUGUCUUCAAACUGCUGAAGCAAUUAGAAAAGUAUACCCUGAUUCAAAAUAUGAUUGGUUUCAUUUAACUGGUUUCAUUCAUGAUCUUGGUAAAGUUUUAUUAUCUAAAAAAUUUAAAGAACAACCACAAUGGGCAACUGUUGGUGACACUUUUCCAUUAGGUUGUAAAUUUGAUGAAAGUAAUAUUUUUUAUGAAUUUUUUAAAAUGAAUCCAGAUUAUAAUGAUAGCAAAUAUAAUAGUGAAUGUGGUAUAUAUAAAAAGAAUAUUGGAUUGGAAAAUGUUACAAUGAGUUGGGGACAUGAUGAAUACUUUUAUUUGGUUUGUGUUGGAAAUAAAUGUUUAUUACCUAAAGAAUCGCUUUAUAUGAUUAGAUUCCAUUCUUUUUAUCCAUGGCAUAGACAUAAUAAAUAUACUCAUUUAACAAAUGAAGAAGAUGAAAAAAUGCUAAAUUGGGUAAAGGAAUUUAAUAAAUUUGAUUUAUAUUCAAAAGACAGUGAGCCAGUGGAUGUUGAAUCUUUAAAACCAUAUUAUCAAUCUUUAAUUUCAAAAUAUUUCCCAAACGAACUUCAUUGGUGA
Dictyostelium discoideum AX4 is the source of this 879-nucleotide messenger RNA. RefSeq names its product inositol oxygenase (gene miox). The record is from RefSeq and is a predicted model, not a curated record. Gene Ontology annotation, cellular component: cytoplasm. Gene Ontology annotation, biological process: inositol catabolic process. The transcript has 3 exons. The coding region runs from base 1 to 879 and encodes 292 amino acids. Gene Ontology annotation, molecular function: iron ion binding; inositol oxygenase activity. Lineage: Eukaryota; Evosea; Eumycetozoa; Dictyosteliales; Dictyosteliaceae.